Euleptes europaea (tarantolino) is the source of this 1913-nucleotide messenger RNA. RefSeq names its product cryptochrome circadian regulator 1 (gene CRY1). The transcript has 14 exons. Gene Ontology annotation, biological process: circadian regulation of gene expression; negative regulation of DNA-templated transcription; entrainment of circadian clock by photoperiod. Gene Ontology annotation, cellular component: cytoplasm; nucleus. Bases 6 to 1871 code for a protein of 621 amino acids. Gene Ontology annotation, molecular function: DNA binding; FAD binding. The record is from RefSeq and is a predicted model, not a curated record. Lineage: Eukaryota; Metazoa; Chordata; Lepidosauria; Squamata; Sphaerodactylidae.
CCAAGAUGGGGGUGAACGCCGUGCACUGGUUCCGCAAGGGGCUGCGGCUCCACGACAACCCGGCCCUGAGGGAGUGCAUCCAGGGCGCCGACACCGUGCGCUGCGUCUACAUCCUGGACCCCUGGUUCGCGGGGUCCUCCAACGUGGGGAUCAACCGGUGGAGGUUUCUGCUUCAGUGUCUUGAGGACUUGGAUGCCAACUUACGAAAGUUAAAUUCACGUUUGUUUGUUAUUCGAGGGCAGCCUGCAGAUGUAUUUCCUAGGCUUUUUAAGGAAUGGAAUAUUGCAAAACUUUCCAUUGAAUAUGAUUCUGAGCCAUUUGGGAAGGAGAGAGAUGCAGCAAUUAAGAAGCUGGCUAGUGAAGCAGGAGUUGAAGUCAUCGUACGAAUUUCACAUACUCUGUAUGAUCUAGACAAGAUUAUAGAAUUAAAUGGAGGACAACCACCUCUUACCUAUAAGCGAUUCCAAACUCUAAUCAGUCGAAUGGAGCCACUGGAGAUGCCUGUAGAAACCAUCACUGCAGAAGUAAUGUCAAAGUGUACUACUCCUGUUUCUGAUGACCACGAUGAGAAAUACGGUGUUCCUUCACUGGAAGAAUUAGGUUUUGAUACAGAUGGAUUGCCUUCUGCUGUGUGGCCAGGUGGAGAAACAGAAGCUCUUACAAGAUUGGAAAGACAUUUAGAAAGAAAGGCUUGGGUAGCAAACUUUGAAAGGCCACGAAUGAAUGCAAAUUCUCUCCUUGCAAGUCCUACAGGUCUUAGUCCCUAUCUACGGUUCGGCUGCUUGUCAUGCCGCCUGUUUUAUUUCAAGUUAACAGACUUGUACAAAAAGGUAAAGAAGAACAGCUCUCCUCCUCUUUCUCUCUAUGGCCAGCUAUUGUGGCGUGAAUUCUUCUACACAGCUGCCACCAGUAAUCCACGCUUUGACAAAAUGGAAGGCAAUCCCAUAUGUGUGCAGAUUCCAUGGGACAAGAAUCCCGAGGCUCUGGCAAAAUGGGCCGAAGGCAGGACAGGGUUUCCUUGGAUAGAUGCUAUUAUGACUCAGCUUCGUCAGGAAGGCUGGAUCCACCAUUUGGCCAGGCAUGCUGUGGCAUGCUUCUUGACUCGGGGCGAUCUGUGGAUUAGCUGGGAAGAAGGAAUGAAGGUAUUUGAAGAACUGCUGCUGGAUGCUGACUGGAGUGUAAAUGCAGGCAGUUGGAUGUGGCUAUCUUGUAGCUCAUUCUUUCAGCAGUUCUUCCACUGCUACUGUCCUGUGGGUUUUGGCAGAAGAACUGAUCCUAACGGAGACUAUAUCAGGCGCUAUUUACCUGUUCUCAGAGGGUUUCCUGCAAAAUAUAUAUACGAUCCUUGGAAUGCCCCUGAGGGUGUCCAGAAGGCAGCAAAAUGUAUGAUUGGAGUGAAUUACCCUAAGCCAAUGGUAAAUCAUGCAGAGGCAAGUCGCCUGAACAUUGAGAGGAUGAAGCAAAUCUAUCAGCAAUUGUCACGAUACAGAGGAUUGGGCCUUCUUGCAUCAGUGCCUUCUAAUGGGAAUGGAAAUGGGAAUGGUGGCCUAAUGGGAUAUUCACCAGGGGAGAACCUCCCUGGUUGUGCAAGUGGUAACGGAUCUCAAAUGGGAACCAGUGAAGCCCAUACAGGGAGUAUUCAGACAUGUGCCCUAGGAGAAUCUCAUACAGGAACAAGUGGAAUUCAGCAGCAAGGUUAUGCUAAAGGGAGUGGUAUUUUGCAUUAUGCCCAUGGGGACACUCAGAAAACACACUUAAUCCAGCAAGGAAGAACAUCCCUUGGUACUGGAGUUUGCCCUGGAAAACGCCCAAAUCCAGAAGAGGAAAUUCAGAGCAUUGGUCCGAAAGUCCAGCGACAGAGCAGUAACUGAUUGGGUAAAGAUAAAAAUUGUGAAGGAAGCUUAUUCAUGGUA